AUGAGGAAGUGUGAUACUGGACAGAACUCAAAGUGUGUAGAAACAAGAGGCGGACAAAUAGAGAUGUCUGAGACCAUUUCUGACAACGAUCUUGGUGAACAACAGAAAAUGGAAAAAUUUGUCUUAAUUACAGCUGGAGAGAACGAUGAGGCGGACGAGAGGACAGUGGCUAUUUAUUACAGCACAGACAGCAACGAGGGUCACAAAGCUGCAACACAGAGUUCAGUGCAGCAGCAGCCAGGCAGGACUUUUUUCAGGGUUGUUGCUGUGUGCCUGGUGCUGCUGUUUUAUCUCCUCCUGGCCGGCAUCACAGGCACUGGACUCCACUACAGAUUUAAACUGCAGACCCUCAGCAGGAGCUGGGCUGAAAACAGAAACCAAACUUUGGCUGAAUUCAAUCACUUCUGUAAAGACGGCUGCAAGUCAUUCAGCAACAGUUUUUAUUACAUUUCUUCUGGAUGGAAGAGCUGGGAGGACAGCAGACAGGACUGCAGAGACAGAGGGGCAGAUCUAGUCAUUGUAACCAACGAAGAAGAGCAGGUAUUCAUUAAUUCCUUCAACAAGGGAUUCUGGAUCGGUCUGACUGACAGAGAAGAAGAGGGAACAUGGAGAUGGGUAGAUGGUUCAGUUCUGAACAGCUCAGGGUUUUGGUAUCCAGGCCAGCCCAACAAAUAUACGUGGAAGGAGAAUUGUGUCAACACAUUUCAGCAUGGAGAGCUGAACAGUUGGCAUGAUGAUGACUGUUCUACCUCGGGACACUGGAUCUGUGAAAAACCUAUGGAUGUCUAA
Centropristis striata (black sea bass) is the source of this 789-nucleotide messenger RNA. Its product is annotated as CD209 antigen-like protein A. The coding region runs from base 1 to 789 and encodes 262 amino acids. The record is from RefSeq and is a predicted model, not a curated record. Lineage: Eukaryota; Metazoa; Chordata; Actinopteri; Perciformes; Serranidae. The transcript is spliced from 6 exons.